AUAAGGUCAAGUAUGAUAAUGAUGAUGAUGAUGAUGAUAUUAAGGUCAAGUAUGAUUAUGAUGAUGAUGUUGAUAUUAAGGUUAAGUUUGAUAAUGAUGAUGAUGAUAAUGAUAUUAAGGUCAAGUAUUAUGAUGGUUAUGAUGAUAAUGAUGAUAUUAAGGUCAGGUAUGAUGGUGAUGAUGAUGAUGUUAUUAAGGUCAAGUAUGAUGAUGAUGAUGAUGAUGAUGGUAUUAAGGUCAAGUAUGAUGAUGAUGAUGAUGAUGAUGUUAUUAAGGUCAAGUAUGAUAAUGAUUAUGAUGAUAUUAAGGUCAAGUAUUAUGAUGAUGAUAUUAAGGUCAGAUAUGAUGAUGAUGAUGAUAUUAAGGUCAGGUAUGAUAAUGAUGAUGAUGAUGAUAUUAAGCUACCUCUAGGAGCUUAG
This is a messenger RNA of Eurytemora carolleeae, 419 nucleotides long. RefSeq names its product ubiquitin-conjugating enzyme E2-34 kDa-like. The record is from RefSeq and is a predicted model, not a curated record. Lineage: Eukaryota; Metazoa; Arthropoda; Copepoda; Calanoida; Temoridae. The transcript is spliced from 4 exons. The annotation marks the transcript as partial.